AUGUCCGUAGCCCGAGCACAGUUAGGGGCUUCGGUUAUUUGGUGCGAUGCACGGGUAUCGAGCUUGGAGUGGUACAAGAAACGAGGACUAUCGCCAUUCGGAAGCACGUUUUACAAGUCGCAUGUCGAAUUUCCUUAA
Messenger RNA from Coprinopsis cinerea okayama7#130, 138 nucleotides. RefSeq names its product acetyltransferase. The record is from RefSeq and is a predicted model, not a curated record. The transcript has 2 exons. NCBI's taxonomy places the organism in Eukaryota, Fungi, Basidiomycota, Agaricomycetes, Agaricales, Psathyrellaceae. Bases 1 to 138 code for a protein of 45 amino acids.